Tetrahymena thermophila SB210 is the source of this 1815-nucleotide messenger RNA. RefSeq lists its product as hypothetical. The transcript has 2 exons. The record is from RefSeq and is a predicted model, not a curated record. NCBI's taxonomy places the organism in Eukaryota, Ciliophora, Oligohymenophorea, Hymenostomatida, Tetrahymenidae.
AUGAGUGAAGUAUCAGCAGAAUAGAUCAAGCAAUCCCAAAGAGAGGAAGAUGUCCAACAUCAAGUUAAUUAAGUUUCUGAACCUGUGAAUCAGGUUUAAGAAUAAUAGCACUAGGAGGAAGAAGAAAGAAAAGAAAGUACUAUUCCAUAGCAAAUUCAAAAUGAAUAAUUAUAAGCUAUUAACUAGCAAGUUUAAAAUCUAACUUUAGAUUAGUAGCAAACAAAUUCUCAGUUAAGUCCUAUUAAAGAGUUUAAUCCAGAAGAAUUUAAAUAAUAGCAACAACAAAUUACUCAAAACAAUCCUAAGGAAAUUACUAUCCCUAGCGAACCAAAUACAACAAAUAAUUAGAUUUAUGAAGAAACAUAAUCAGGAAGUUAUGUUUUUAAAGGUCAUGAUUAGCAAAAUUAAAAUUAUCAUCAACAAUAUUAGCAAGAUUAAGGCAGAUACAAGGAAUAAUGGAGUGAAAUUUACGAACAUGAAAUGAUAGCACAUUCAUCUAUGGACAGAAAGAGAUAAAAUUUGGAAAUGCUUCGUGAAUGGGAUAGAAAAAGAGCUUACUUUUUGAACAUUCAUCGUUCUCUUAUCGAAAGUAUUAUUGCAUAAAUCGAUAUUAAAAUGCAAGCUUCAAAUUAGUUUAUGCAAUUUAUUAUCCACUAUUUCUAAAACAAGGCAAAGUAAGAAUUGUAAUAUGCUCGCUAACCUAUCCCUAAGCCCGAAGCUGCUUUAAUGAACAAUGAAUUAGCUAAAAAUAUCUAUGGCCAUUUAAAGAAAGGACUUUAACUUCUUGAUGAUGCUAACUUUGAACAUGCUAAAAAAGUAUCUUAGUUUGCAUACACUAUCGAACAUGAUAUACUUGAAGAACUCCUUAUGGUUGACUACAAUUAAUCAAUAGCAAGUCUUAGCGCUCUUGUCAACGAAAUUAAUCUGCUAAAACGCUAAAUGUCUCAGUUGAACGAAGUUACUUCUAGAAAAAGUGGAAAAGUAGCUUAAGUUUACAAUAUGUCAACACCAAAAACUGGCUACAAAAAGAUAACAACAAAACCAAAAGAUCUUUACAGAACUCAACUUAAUUUCUUAAGAAACGCUGAAAUUCAGACAGAAACCUAAAGGAAGCUUGCCCGUGCUGUGCUAUAAUUCUGGGAAAGCUCUAAGGAAAUAGAAAAAAAUCGUGGAAAAUCUAUCGCUAAAGCUCUCAAACUAUUUUAAGAAUAGUUCGUACUGUGUUAUGGAGAAAAUACUUAAAUUAAAGAGUCUGUUGAAUUCUUAUCAAAUGGAUUUAGUGAAGAAAAUAUAGAUGAGUAGUUUUCUGUAUAAAGUAUCUUUAAUUAAUAAGAUAUGGAAUUUUUGACAGAAUAACUCGUGAAAAAAGAGGAAAAUCCUUUAGCUGAAGGCGAAAAGCCUAAGCUCAGCUACAACGAAAUAAUUCCUUUCUUUGAAAAUUUUGUUGUAGAAAAAUUUGACAAUCGUAUGCUCAUAUUGAAAGACUUAAAGACUCAAAGACUAUAAGGAGGAGCCUAAAAUUCUUAGUAUAGAGACUCGCAUUUAGUUAUAACUGCAGAUAAUUACCUACAUUGCUUUGAUAAUACUGAAAUCACCUCAUAAAAGCUUGCUAAUUAUUUCUAAAAGCCUAAUUUCACUCUUUCUCUCAAUAAGUGCUUAUUAAGAAGAGUCAGUACUUAAAAUUUCCUAGUUGAGCUAUCUAUUUAAUAAUCUGGCUUCCUCAAUUACCUAUAAGGUUCAGAGAAAUUUUUCUUCAACUUUAGAAAUAGUGACGAGAUAGAAGAAAUGGCUUAAUUUAUAAAUUCUUUAAAUUGA